Paramuricea clavata is the source of this 1684-nucleotide messenger RNA. NCBI's taxonomy places the organism in Eukaryota, Metazoa, Cnidaria, Anthozoa, Malacalcyonacea, Plexauridae. The record is from the annotation of a GenBank genome assembly.
AUGCGGAAGGCUACAAGUUGUUUGUAUGGCCGAUGUUUUGAGCAUGAGAAAGAAACGUUUCAGCUUUGUGAUCUCAAACCUGGCGACCAUAUCGUACAGCAAAGUCUCUUUAGCUUGGCGACGACGUUUUGGCAUCACAUGAUCGUUGAGAAUAUAGAUGAGAAGCAGAUCAAUGUUAUUCACUAUUAUCAUGAUCUAGAGCCGUUAUGGAAAUUCCCGUCUGUCUGUCGUACUUCGUUAACAUUUAUCCCAGACAGGUACGUAUAAGCGACAAUUAAGGCUGGUGUACAUUAGCAAAGUUUCUGUGAUCACAGUAGGAAUUUUGCAAAGGUAAAUUCUAAGUUUUGAAGGAUUUGUAAGAAAUGUUCGAGGAAACUGACUAAUCCCUCAAACAUUUCUUACAAAUCCUCGUUGAUCAAAAUUUGUUACGAACAUUAAUUGGUAGCUAUACUUGGCUACCAAUAUCUUCACAAAUUUGUCCUUCAUUGCGAUAAUAUACAUAAACAAGUCAUGAUUAUUAAAAGAACAAAACGAUUGAUUUAUUUAAGGUUAAGCUUAUUAUUUAUAUGAACGAAUUUUGUCUCUUAUAAAGUUGUACUGUACAUCUGUAUAACUAUAACAAAUGUUCAAUAGAACUAUAUACUGUUUUAAGCCUGCUUUGCAUAUGGUCGUAAAAAUUGAGUCACGAUCUUUCUCAACGGCCAGUUUAUAAUAGUUUAUACCUGUAAACCACAUAUAAAUCAUAAGUAUUCUCUAGUUAUAAUCACUCCGCGUAUUUUCAGUUCUAAAAUGUUGUAUUUCGACUGAUGAGAAAGAUCAUGACUCGAUCUCUACGACAAGUAUGGAAACUAGGGUUAACCUAUAGGUGAAAAGUCUUCUAAAGUCUGGUACGCAAGGUACAAGUUUCUGAAGCAUUUUCAUUCAGUUAUCUAAAAGUUUAUUAUUAUUAUUAUUUAAUCUUCUUUAAAAAAACAACGGUAGCCCUUCAGCAUAGAUAAGAGCUGUUUUCCAAGGGGCCGUUGCACAAUACAUAUUUACAAAAAAAGUUUGGGUUAAUAAUUACAAUUAGUAUAUAGUUACAAAUUACACAUUACCGUACCUCCGGUACGUAAUUACAAGUAUGAGUUAGAACUAUUGUUCGCAGGCUAAGUUAGAACAAGGGGCAAAACUUGGCUGGAAAAAAGAAGUAUACGGUCUCUACCAGACCGUAAUAUUGGCGUACCUCCGGUGCGUAAGUACGCGAUUUAGUGCGCAACAAACUUUAACACAUAUUUGUAUUUCACACAGGUUCUACCGUAUCGUGUAUGACGAAAGCGAAUGCCUACCAGCUAACGAAGUUUUGAAGAAGGCAGAAACAAAGCUUGGAGAAAAGAAUUUCUGUCCAUUCACCAACAACUGCGAACACUUUGCCAACGAAUGUAAAACUGGCGAGAAAGAAUGCCGUCAGAUUUGGACCUCAAUUGAAGAUCUGGGAAAAAACGCAAUCUCAAGCAUAACAUCAUUUCUAGACAGAGCUAGAAAAUGGUUUCGAAUGAUGCUGCGCUCUGAGAAUAGUUGGUUCCGACAACUAGGGGUCACAGAACUUGUGGAAUAUGGUGCGCAAUUUUGUACUGGAUUGUCGAUUUUUGUUGCUUUUACCGUCGAGGUCGUCCUACUGGGUAAGAAUAUGCUGGACGUCUCUGAG